AUUUUUGUAGGUCUUGCAUUUUACAAUUUUCCUUCGAGACAAAAUGUUUUAAAAAUUAAUAAGUGCUUAAAAUAUAUAUUACCAAUUAUAAAAUAAUCAAAUAAAAUUCAUAUUAUUAUAAUGAAAGAAAACAAAAUCCUGAAAUUGAUACACGUAGCCUGGCGUGAAAGAUGGUCCGACUCACAGUGGGGCAUAAAUAUCAAAAACGUUUUACCAAGAGGUGUCAGUGGAGAUGUAUAUAACUUAUCAGAUUGUAUAUUACAACAGGCCUUAAUUGGUUCCACAGCGAAUCCGUUGGUUCUCAAUUAUCUUAAACAUUCGCUUUGUGCUCACUUAGUAUCAUAUUCUGCGGUGUUGAGGCGUAUAUCAAAGUAUGAAUAUUUUCCAAGGAUCUAUUGUAUAACAUCACUUUUGGAUUUUUUAAAUUCCAUUUUAGAUGGUGUUACAUGCCGCACAAAAACCGAGGAAUCCAUAUUGCCUGGUGCAAUUGUUUCACUGGUCAAUUGGUUAAUGCAAAUAUUUGCUAUGGUGGCCACCAAUUACGAAAUGAACCGAGAGAUCUCAGGCGACCAAUCGUAUAUGCUAGAUCAAUGUUGUAUGGUGAUUGAGAAACUGGUGAAAAAUCAAUUUCUUUUGGCCAUACUAUAUGUGGGUCGUCAAGAAGACCUCGAGUAUUACAGUAAAAUUCGUGAAAACUAUGCCACUAUUAAGACCUCUCUAACAAAUUCCAAUUUUACUCCUUCCCAUCCUGGCAUUGAGAAAUAUUUACAACAAUUGGCCUACAUAGAUGUGCAUCAUUUGGAAAUGAAAACACUAGAUGUUAAACAAUUACCCGAACCCAUUACCUACUGUGUACAGCCCCUGUUGGCUGUGGAGGUAUUAUUGAAUCCUUGCAAUGACACCUCCUAUUAUGUGGCCGAAAUGCAAAUGUUGCAAAGACUUAAGAAAUUCUCGAAUACUCGCCUGUUCUAUGAAAUCAUAAGAGCGGGAUUUGUAUCGCUUAGCAAUGUGGUGGAGACCAGUCAUGAUACCACCUGGGGAGCUUUUACAUUUUUCAAAGUACCACAAAUUAUUAAACAAUUGCAUGGUCUAAAUAAAGCUCCCGGUGACCAAAAUCCACCAGAUUAUAUACCCGAAGUGGUGGAAGCUUUAGAAAUGCUGUUGGAAGACAAUCUCUUAUUAGAUUUUAUGGAUUCCAAAUGUUCUUGCAAUAUUAUUGACUUUUUAUUAAACGAUUGGACCAAACAGCAUUUGGUUAACGAUGCCCAUGUCAAACAUUUUGCCGCUCAAAGAGAAGGAGUUUCAAUGCUGCAAAAGCGCGAGACCGGCAAUAAUAUGCAGCUUUCCAUUAUAAAUUUCAUUAUAAGAGCUGAGGUACCUUUGUCGGGUAUAUUGAAGACAUUAAGUGCAGAUUACAAUAAAGUACAGGAAGCUUUAUUGGGUGUUUUAUGUCAAGUCUUAGUGGGCAACAGUUUCGAUUUAAUACUAUCUGUAGCCACCGUAGAAGGACGUUUGAAAACAUUUGUCUCCCGUUUAAUACAAUGCAAUGAAAACUCCAAACAAAUACCUGGAGAAGUGGGUAAAACUUCCAUAAUACGCUCUACUUUAUUUGAUGUCUCCUUCUUGAUGUUAACCUCUAUUGUACAAACCUAUGGUUCCGAUGCCUUAUUAUCGGAAAAUGGUGAUAGUUUCUUUGAGAAAUGGGUACGCAUUUGUAUGGUGGAGCGCAAUAAACCCAAAAAUUAUCACAAUAUGAUUGCUUUGUGUGAUGAGAAUAUUGUUGAUGAGCUUUUGCUGAGUUUUAGCAAACCAGAAGCCCAAUUAAAAAAUUCCAAUAUAACAUGGCAGGAUAUCUGUCUUAAUUUACCUGGUGUAAUUUAUCAUGUGUUAUUGGCGUGGGAAAAGGAAACUUUAUCAUCGGCAGAUGUCAAAAAUAUUUUGGAUAACAUAAAAAAACGCAUGUUUUCAUUUUCCGUGUGUGCCGCAUCAUUUUUGUGUGCCUAUAUGCAUUCAGCUAAAAAGGAUGAAUUUUUGAAGCCCCUCAACAUGAUACAACAAUUUCUAUCGACACCCGGCAACGAGGAAUUGUCUUCUCAAGAAAACUUCAAGGAACGUUUAGGUUUAUCGCUGCAAAUCAUACGUAAAAUGCAAUAUGAUGUCCAUCCAACGGGCAACCUUAAAUCACGCAGUGUAACACUAACACAAAAUCUAGUAUCACGUAAUCCACUGAUAGAUCAAUUUAAAGAUGUAUGGAAUACAGUGGUGGAACAUGGUUGGGUGCCCGUUAGAGCGGCACAAGUAAUCGAAUCGUUAUUGCAUGCAGGCGGAGCUGCAUGGUUGGCGACACGCCUGGUAGAGGAAAUGCUUAAAUGUAAAUAUAAAAAGGAUAUGAUGAAAACCAUGGAUAUCAUAUUUGCCAUUUUACAUUUGGAUAUUGAAAGGACCACAGAGGCUUUACUAACAAAUGUAGUACCCUCUAUUAUACACAAUCGUCAAGGUGAUGAUAUUAAUGAACCUCAAUCGUAUGUUUUGGCACGUUUAUGUGUCUACUGUAUUAUAUCUGCUUUAGAGGCUCGUUCACAAAAUUCCUCCAGCCACAAGAAACGUACACGUUCGAAUGAUGGCGAUGAACACGAUUUAAAUGCUUCUAAAAUGCGUAAAAUAACCGCCGAUGGCUCGGAUAACUCCUGCUCAAAUGAUUUCCUAUCCGAAAAUAGUCUACUCUUAAGCUCUUCUGUGUCUAUGCACUCCAACAGUCUACGCGAAACACCGGCUCAGCUUAAGGAAUCAUUACAAUCGGCUAUGCAAUAUAUUUUCAAAGUAUUCCAACAAUUUGUUACUACAGAUGAAUUAUCUCCAAAAAUCUAUUUUGUUUAUCAAUUCAUAACGCUGCUGGUGGAGUGUGGCAAAGAGCGUGUACGGCCAGUUUUAAAAUUAUUGCCCCCCAAUUUAAUUAACAAUUUAAUUAAAGUCUUGUUGACCGAUGACAUUAAUGUUGGCUUAAUUGCAAGACUUUAUGAUUUGCGUGUUAAUACAGGACGUCAAACAGCUGUAUCGGAUUUAUGUCUAUGGCGUAAUAUUAAAUUGAAACAACAAAGCAUACAAUUAUAAAUUAAAAUAAGCUUUUUAAAAUGCAUUCACUCAAAUAUAUACAUACUAUAUUAUAUUGCUUUAAUAUUUUACUGCUAAAAUGUGUAUUAUCAACAUAUAAUUACAUAAUUGAAAAUAAAAGUGAUUUUUUUAAAUACAUAAUAUGUA
This is a messenger RNA of Calliphora vicina (urban bluebottle blowfly), 3258 nucleotides long. RefSeq names its product mediator complex subunit 24 (gene MED24). The coding region runs from base 121 to 3111 and encodes 996 amino acids. NCBI's taxonomy places the organism in Eukaryota, Metazoa, Arthropoda, Insecta, Diptera, Calliphoridae. Gene Ontology annotation, molecular function: transcription coregulator activity. The transcript has 12 exons. Gene Ontology annotation, cellular component: mediator complex. The record is from RefSeq and is a predicted model, not a curated record.